Molecule: messenger RNA, 1939 nt
Organism: Phasianus colchicus (ring-necked pheasant)
Lineage: Eukaryota; Metazoa; Chordata; Aves; Galliformes; Phasianidae
Gene: HSBP1L1
Product: heat shock factor binding protein 1 like 1
Biological process (GO): cellular heat acclimation
Cellular component (GO): nucleus; cytosol
Molecular function (GO): transcription corepressor activity
Source: RefSeq, a predicted model, not a curated record
CACAGAAUCAAAUUGCCCAAAGCCCCAUCUCCCAAACCUGGCAUUGAAUGCUUGCUUCCAGGGAAGGGGCAUACAUUGUUAGAUUACUCAGACUGAUUUUUCUUUCUGUAACAUGAAAAACAAAUAGGAAAAUCUGCAAGAGUGGGAAGAUGAGGAUGUACGGAGGAGAUGCCAUGAUUACAAGAAGCAGGCAGCAAUGGGGAGGUCUACUUUGAUGCCAGCAUCUCUUCACAUGGGUUUCCACCCCUUCCUGAAUCAGGUAGGAGAAAAUAAAGAGGGAGAACAAUUAUGUUUAUUAAGAAAGAUAUGAAGUGGUAGACUGACAAGAGAUAACCUUUCCAACAUUUGAGGUUAUUAGCUCAGGAGAUAAACUUAUGGAUGAAAGCAAUACGUGUUUGUCGUAUCUACAAAGCAAUAGACUAAGGGAAGCUAUUGCCUAACAGUAACAUUCUUCUAACCGUGCAGGCACUGUUAUGCAGUGUUAUUACAGAGACCUUUGCAACAGAUGUACCAGGAGCUUUUGAUGCUGUAGAGCUAAAAGCUGUGGACGACUUACAUGUUUGCAGGCCUGGUAGGAGGAGGCACACAAUUCCUGUUGAUACUUUUGGUCCUCUGCUUAGAAAUUCAGGCACAGUACAUUUACACAAGAGCAGGUAUUUGUACCACUCUCUAUUAUGAAGCUAAUUACAUGAGAAAAACGAACCAAACUUAAAAACAAAACAAGGCAGCUUUGGCCUUGUUGGUCGGCAGACAUUUUUUCUUCAUUUAUCACUUAAGUCACGUGUCAUUCUAAGCCCCUUGAAGAUCAAACCUCAACAACAACAACAACCCACAGGUAGGCUAUAUUAAAUGAUGCAGUCGCUUAGAGAGCACGCACACACUGGCGAGACGGUGAGCUCUGCCGUACUCCGCACGAUUCUCAGCAAAGAACCACGUGCAGAACCGCCAGCCGCAUCUCCAGCGCUUCACCAGCAACUCCACGCAAAACGCCAGCUGCCCCCAGGCUGGCCAUCCUCCCGGCGCCGCUCAGCGAGCGCGGACACGGCACGGCACAGCCCGACAGCCAGCAGGGAAGGACGGCCGUCCUGCUCUCACGUCGCAACAGUGACGCCAGCAAGUUGGCAAGCAAAAAGCAGCCGAGCUGCCUGCAUGAUUCCCACGCAGCCGGCACGCCCGUGCCAACUCCUCCCGCUCUGACGUCCCUCAGCACGGUGGCGAAUUCUCAGCGUUCCGGGCGGGGAGCCGCCCGACGGCAUCGCGGCGGUCGCCAUCGUCGGGCCGAGCCGCUUCCGCGACAACGCCGAUUCCCGUUGGCGUCCCUCGCCGCCUCGCCACCCACCUGUGCGCAGCGGUGAUGGCGGCCGGGGAGCCGCCGGGCGCGGAGCGGCUCUCGCAGCUGGCGGAAAAUCUGCUGUAUCAGCUGCAGGAGAAUUUUCAGGCUCUGACGGAAAGGAUAACGCUGAGAAUGGAAGAAAUGGGUGAGCGCAUCAGUGACCUUGAGAAGCAUGUUGCUGACCUGAUGGCAGAGGCUGGAAUAGAGAACACUGAUGAUGGAUUGAGACACUGAAAUAAGCAUGUGAGCGAGAAAGAUAAAGGGAGAACAGCUCUGCACUGACUCUGGAGUGUGUCAUCGUUUACAGUGUCACUAGUCACAAAAAGCAUCAGUGAAAACAAAGAUGGUUGCAUCACGUCGUGAUAGACUCUCCAUUUUUCUUUUCCUUUGAAUUAUUGUCCCAGGAAAGGAGCAGAAAGCUAGGUUUAUUCAUGUAAAUGGGACACUAUUUCCUGUAAUUGGGAAUAAACCAUUAUUCUCAGGGGAGAAAAAAAAAUGGAUAAAAAGUUAUCCGAUAUAGUAGUGAGCUUACCAAUGUAAAAAGUGUAUUUUAUUUCAUAUUACUAAUAUUAAAAUUUCCAUCACGCUUCUUUGUUGCCUUCUUAU